AUGGAAAAGAAUGACACCAUCGAUUUCAAGGCUCUGGAGAAAGAGCUUCAGGCUGCACUUGCUGCUGAUGAGAAGUACAAACAGGAGAAUGCUGCCAAGUUACGGGCAGUGGAACAGAGGGUGGCUUCCUAUGAGGAGUUCAGGGGUAUUGUCCUUGCAUCACAUCUGAAGCCACUGGAGCAGAAAGACAAGAUGGGAGGGAAGAGAAGCAUGUCCUGGAACUGUCACAGUACUCAGGAAAGGACUUUCCAGGAUAUGGCCUGUGAAAUCUCCCAGGAGGAAACACACUGCCAGCCUGAGACCUCAGCAGAGUUCUACCGAGAUUGGCGGCGACAUUUGCGGAGUGGGCCAGAGCGCUACCAGGUCCUGCUGCAGCUUGGAGGUCCGAAGCUGGGCCGCCUCUUCCAGACAGAUGUGGGAUUUGGGCUUCUGGGGGAGCUCCUGGUGGCGCUGGCCAAUCAUGUGAGGCCAGCCCACCGGGCAGCAGUGCUAGAGAUCCUGAGCAGCCUGGCCAGCACUGGGCGCUUCACCCUGAACCUGAGCCUACUGAGCCAGGCAGAAAGAGAGAGCUGCAGAGACUUGUUUCAGAAGCUGCAAGCCAUGAAGGAGGGGCCGAGCCAGGAGGAGCAGAGUCUAGAGGAGCAGUCUGCUGGGGCCCAAGAGGAGGACAGCCUCUUGCAGGAGUUGCUAUGGCUAUACCAGGUCGAUUGA
Otolemur garnettii (small-eared galago) is the source of this 711-nucleotide messenger RNA. RefSeq names its product coiled-coil domain containing 103 (gene DNAAF19). Lineage: Eukaryota; Metazoa; Chordata; Mammalia; Primates; Galagidae. Bases 1 to 711 code for a protein of 236 amino acids. Gene Ontology annotation, biological process: determination of left/right symmetry; epithelial cilium movement involved in extracellular fluid movement; inner dynein arm assembly. The transcript has 3 exons. Gene Ontology annotation, cellular component: outer dynein arm. The record is from RefSeq and is a predicted model, not a curated record.